UCUGUACCAACUGUGUAGAAAGCUCAUGGCCGCUCGGAUAGAGUGUGAUAUUGGAAACCAUGAUUACUUUAUUCCUAUAAAUGAACAAGUCGCCCUGAUCAACGAGCAGUCAGUUACUGCAUUGUUAGACGAUAGUGAUAAAGAUAUUGCAAGGAGAAUCUGUGAGGGAAGCCGAACUCUUUUCGCAACGCUUUUGUUAAUACGCCGCCCUUCGGACAUCCUGAACUUCCUAGAGGAAGGGGUCUAUGACAAGCACUUGCCUUUCACACGGAUCAAGAAUAACCUGGAAUUUGAACUCAAUCUUCAGUCUGGAAAGCCUGCACAGAGUACCCAGGGCUGGGAUUGGUCCGAUCGAGAGUAUUUUGAACGAUAUCAGUGGUGGAUGCUGGCGCCUGUAUUCGAGGAUCUGGAGCACUAUGACCUUUAUGAAAAAGUGUUACUACCAUUUACCUCACUCGGGGAUGCUAGGAUCAAGAUUCGGGGAGGCGGCUGGAGUGAAGUUUAUCAAGCGCGGGUUCAUCCAGCGCAUCACAAAUGGUCAGCAGUCAACAACUUAGAGUCCAGUGGGCCUCUGGUCGCCGUCAAACGUUUGUAUGAGUCUAGUGAAGAGGAGUUCAAGAAGGAGCAGAGCAUUUUAAGGAGGCUGGGGGCUAAAAAUCAUCCCCAUCUGAUCAAGCUCUUGUCCACAUUUCGUCAAGGAGGUAAAUGGAAUUUGAUAUUUCCAUUUGCUGAUUGCAAUUUGAGAACAUACUGGGAUAGCCACCCGAUUCCUGCCUUUGAAGUCGAGACAAUUAAAUGGACACUGGACCAAAUCAUCGGUCUUGCAUCAGCCAUAUAUCAUAUUCAUGACUUUCGGCUGGAGUACCGGCAGAAAGAUGUUUCUGUAGCAGGACUAACUCUGCGAGUACAGGAACAGGAGAGAGUUUAUGGCCGUCACGGCGACCUCAAACCUGAAAAUAUUCUUUGGUUUAAGGAAUCCCCCAAUAUCAAUGCAAGAGGCAUACUUCAGAUUACAGACUUUGGAUUGGGACGAUUCCACGGUCGAGUUUCACGGUCAAACGUCAAUCCCAGCUCCGUCUAUGCAUCACCUACCUAUGAAGCUCCAGAAUUGAAACUCUCAAGGCCUGUAUCCCGGGCGUAUGACAUGUGGAGUCUUGGUUGCGUGUUUCUUGAGUUUCUGACGUGGCUGCUCAUGGGGGCUAAGGCGAUAGAAGAUUUUGCGGAUUGCCGUGGAGAGCCCUCGAAUAUCAGCGACGACGGCUCCAUUACCUUCAGCGAUGAUAACUUCUUUACUAUCACUGAUCAAGGACAAGGAGGGAAAGUGAGAGCAGGGGUCAUCACCUGGGUGGAAUCCUUGCACGCCCACGAAAACUGCUCGGGAUUGAUCCAUGAAUUACUUGACUGUGUUAUGGAUGGCCUUAUUGUCAUCGAUGCAAGCCGGCGGUUCAAAGCUGGCCAGCUGGUGAGAAAUCUCAAAAGCCUCAAGCAAAAAGCCGACUCAAACGAGGAUUUCAUGAUGCGGCCGGCACCUUAUCAGGUAGAGCCUCCAUCGCCCCCAGACUCUCCAGGAUCCAGGCCGCAAUUUCUGCUCGCCCAGUACUACUGAUUUCUGUUUCCCGUUGUUCGGUGCCUCUUCCUAGGUGGAAAGGAAACCUUUUUUUGCCUUCCUCUUGUCUAUCUCCUUGUUUUCCUUCACUCUCAUUACUCCUGUCUGAAGAUCGUGUUCAACCUUCUUCUCUUCUCGGGUCAUGUUUAAACUG
This is a messenger RNA of Penicilliopsis zonata CBS 506.65, 1760 nucleotides long. RefSeq lists its product as hypothetical. The record is from RefSeq and is a predicted model, not a curated record. The transcript has 2 exons. Lineage: Eukaryota; Fungi; Ascomycota; Eurotiomycetes; Eurotiales; Aspergillaceae. The coding region runs from base 26 to 1606 and encodes 526 amino acids. Gene Ontology annotation, biological process: peptidyl-serine phosphorylation; peptidyl-threonine phosphorylation. Gene Ontology annotation, molecular function: ATP binding; protein serine/threonine kinase activity.